Messenger RNA from Podarcis lilfordi (Lilford's wall lizard), 37317 nucleotides. The record is from the annotation of a GenBank genome assembly. Lineage: Eukaryota; Metazoa; Chordata; Lepidosauria; Squamata; Lacertidae.
AACAGGGGGGGAAUUGGAAAGAACGAAAAGCUUGUUCACAAAAAGGGGGUGAAAGCCGUGUGAAAAUAAGGAUGGUUAACUCUUUUGUCUGUCUGUCGAUUUUUCCCCUCAUUGUCUUUGUUGGAAGAGCAACUGUUUGUGUAAGUAUAUCUAUUUAAAGAACUUAUUUAAUAUGGAUUGAUGAAUUCAUGUCAGAAGAAUAUCAGACUGCUCAUAAAGCUGAGCUUUAGAUCAGCAACCAAGCAAAAUACAUAGCAGAAUUUUAUGGAUUUAAUAUUUAUCAGAACAUUAUUGGGAAAAUAUGUUCCUAAUCCAGUGGAAACAUGGAAAAGGUUGGAAAAGGGACACAGCACUUGAAAAAUGUAAAAUUAGUAAACAUAUUUUCCAGCUUUAGCAUUUUCUGUUCCUGCUUCUUCCAUGUUUUCUUUCUUCCUCAAAACAAAAUCCGUAUCUGUGAAUGCCACCUACAAUAAAUUAUGCAAAUUGUGGGCUGCUACUUGCUUUACAAGGUGCAUCUUACAUAUUUUGUUUACUCCUGUCCAAAAAGUUGAUCAACCACUGUCUGGAAUUCAACAUUCAUGGAAGUACAGAUUUUUCUUACUGAAAAAGAUCAAUUAAUGUUGCUAAAAUGCAAAGUAAUCACAGAGAAAGAGCACAGCAGAAUAUGCAGCGGGAUAGUUUUUAAUAAAACAUGAUGUUUCAUUGUAAUUAAUGUAAUAUGAACUUCUUGGAAUAAAUCCUGCCGGGAAUGUGUUGUGAUCACUUGAUGGCAAAUAUGUUGUAAGCUGACUAUAUUCUUGGCCAUAGAGGCCCUUUCCAAAUAAGAUGUGAGAAAACAUCUGUUGCCAAUGUAACUCAGAUAUUAAAUGUUGUUGUGUGCUGGGGGACCUUGUGAUCUAGGAGUAGGUGUGUGACAUGUUCUUGGUAGGGUUGUGUUGAAAGUUCCGUCUAGAAGGCAGUAAACAAUGACUGUGUGGGCAGGUUGACUUAGGGGUGCAUGUAAGAGAGGAGGGGAAUGAGAGAGAAAAUGAAUGGAUGAUAGGUGAACUGGGUCAUUUUGUGUGUGUGUGUGUGUGUGUGUGUGUGUGUGUGUGUGUAAGCAUUCAGAGGGUUGCAAGGCCAGCUGGCUAGCCCCAGCUGAGUCAUCUCCUUCCAGCUGUCCCACUGCAAAGACCCAUCAGCCUCUGCUCAGAUGUAAAUCAGCGACCCGGGCUUCAAAGCCAGGGCACACUAUUUCAGCAGAGUGAACUGUGCACACAGAAUAGGUGUAAGGCUUGUUGAAGCAUACUACAACUACGGAUUUAUUAAUCAUAAAUCAGGACAAAGAAACAUUUCAUCUCUCUUUGUCUUCUCAGAGAGAAAGGAAAAAAAGCAAAAGCUGUACACACAACGGAAGUUCCCAGCAUACCGUGCUGGAAUGUAAGCAGACAUAUGACACACAACAGUUGCAUGUCUGCUCCUUAAGGUGGAAUGGAAAUCUCAACAGUGUGUGUAUAUAUUCUGUGUGUUUGUGCCUGAAAGCAUGGGAGAGAGAGGAUAGGUGUUUGACUUAAUGGGUGGUGGUGGGAUAGGGAGAGUGGGGGGAGGAGAGGGUUUGCAUUUGAUCCACCCAGUUUCAGCCCCACCCAACUACUCCUCCAAGAGAAUGCAGUGACUGACUAAAUAAUAUUGAUGUUGCCAUUGCUGAAUUAAGGAAGUAUAUAGCCUGAAUGUAUUUAUGACAGUACCAGCAGUUCUUAACAUUUAAUACAAGAAAAGUCAUAGGUUUAAGUCCUGGGGUUAAAGGUUAUAGUACACACAGGGCAUUAACAAUGUCAAGUUUCCUCAGGACCAAGCCAGAUGUGUGGGGAAUGUAGCAGAUAUAAAGCAGCAGUUGGAGUCUAACUCUUUACACAGUUGUGGAGGAGAGCAGAAUCUAGAACCAUCUCCUCUCUUAUUUCUCUGCUUUUAAGCAGUUUUUGACCAGCUUGGCUCUGACACUAGAGGUGGUGUUGCAAGCAUGUAGAAUAAGGCUAAAAGUUGGUGCAAUGAGGUACAGCAGAGGAAAAGGAGGCAGGUUUUGCUCCUUUCCUUACAUGCUUUCUUUUCUGUUAAGUGUAGACAUACACACACAAAAACUUGCUAUGCGAACAUGACAGACACAUGUUUAGCCUGCACACAAUUGGCACUAUGUAUACUUAUUAGGAACUAAGCCCUGAACUUAGAACUUACUUCUGAGUAGAACUGCUUAAGAGUUGGCUGCAAACAUUUACAAAAGGAGUUUGCUCUUUAAAAUGAUCGCCAGGCAUCUGUUCCGUGCAUGCGAGAAAAUGUCUUCUGUUCUGCUGCAUUGUAACCUAUUAGUCUCUAGAGGGGGGAAGCAAGUUGCCAAUUCAGCAUUGUUCAUUGAUCAAGGAAACCCAAUAUGCUCUUUUUACAGGAUGGGUCUGGGUCUGCCUGAAGCUACAGGAUUGCAAAAUGUCUUAGCUAGAUACAUUAGCAAAUGUUGCACUGAUCUCUUAUAGAGGGAAAAAUUCUUUCUGACCCCUGAAGGCAAUCAGCAUAUGCCCUGAAGCAUGAGAGUUCCCUUACAGCUAAAGAGUCUUAAUGGGCUUCCAUAAGCUUUAAGUCGAGCUGCAUAACCUGCAUUCUCAGCACAGAUAGCAAAAGGUUUGAUGAUGCAGAAAUCUUGUGUCAGGCUCAUCGGAAGGCCUGCCUCUUGAGCUGUAACCCAACAGGCUUUGCUGUCCCUGUCUAAAUGAAAGUACGCAAGCUCAGCUAAAAUGGUGCAAAAGGGUGUAAAUUCUUGCCGUAAAAUGAAAUUAAAUGGUCUGACUUUGGGAUAGGGUGAGAGAGAGAACCUUAAACCUGGAGGUGCUACUACUUACAGGAUAUUUUUUAAAAAAAUAAAUGUUUCGCUCUGUUUUGAAUUCUACAAUAUUUUUAUGUAAUUUUCUGAUUCUUCAGCUUCUUUGUCACCCCCAAAGUAAGUCUCUAAGCCUUAAAAUUGUUGAGCAAAGCAGGAAAAAGGUGCUUCGGUGCUCAAGGCUGCACUGUAAUGUUACUGCAGCAUCUGCAGGAUGAAAUAAUGUGUUAAAAAUUAUGUAUAUUAGGCAGGCAGAAGUGGCUCAUGGGGUGGGGUAUAAUUGCUAUGCUAGCUUCCUAACACUGCUGCUUAAAGGGAGGAGAGGCAGCAGGGAGGCUAGCAUGGUGCAAAGGCACCAGCAGGAACCCUGGAAUGGCCCUGCCAAUGUGUUUGCACCAUGGCAACUUCCUUGCUACCUCCCCAUAAGCAACAGCAACACACCUUCUGGGAAGCUGAUAUAGCAGCUCUCCCCCCCAUCUGCUGAGCCACUUCUGUGGGUAGGAACUUGUGUUUGAAUGACAAAGCAAGUUUUAUUUUAAUGCCAACAGCCGGGGGGGGGGGGGAGGACCAACAUGGCUAUCCCUCUGGAAAUACCUACAGUUUUGCCAUUCUCUCCUAUUGUUCCCCAGUACUGUGGAAUUGUUGUUUUUAUUUAAGCAGUUUAUAAAUAUGAAAAGGUUGGAAAUGUUUGUGGUGAAACUUACUUCCAUUUUUCUUUUCCUCAGUUGCUAUGAAAAUGCAUUUUCUCUUUGCUUUGUAUGACAGACUUUUAAGCACUUUUCGGGUUUCAUCUCUUAUACAGUGGUACCUUGGGUUAAGAACUUAAUUCGUUCGGGAGGUCCGUUCUUAACCUGAAACUGUUCUUAACUUGAGGUACCACUUUAGCUAAUGGCGCCUCCCGCCGCCGCCGCACGAUUUCUGUUCUCAUCCUGAAGGAAAGUUCUUAAACCGAGGUACUAUUUCUGGGUUAGCGGAGUCUGUAACCUGAAGUGUCUGUAACCUGAAGCAUCUGUAACCCGAGGUGCCACCGUAGUUCCUGACUGAAAUGACGCAUACUAGGGGAAUUUGAUUGCACGACUACAGGUGAAUGUGUUACAGCACACAACUCUUAAUUUUGCUGCUUUCAUUGUAUGUUAUGGCCUGAUCCAGAACAUGGAAAACUUGAGCAUUUACCAGGACCCCAAAACAAGCAAAGAGACCAAUUUUCUACCAGCAUAGCCAUAAUCUAACUGGGCAAGCAGCACAAGGCUGUACAUCCACUGUACAUUUAAUGCACAUUUAAAGCACACCUAGCCCAAGAAUCCUGGGAACUGUAGUUUAAGUGUGCUGAGAACUCUAGCCCUGUGAGUUGUAAACUACAAUUCCCAGGAUAUUUUUUUGGGGGGGAGGCAGGAAUCUGCAUGGUGUUUGUGCAGCCAUAGAGGUCAGAGGCAUCUUGAGUCUCUAUGUCACACGCAUUCCAGCUUGAGGGGGCCCAUUAGCCACCUUGCACAUUUUUAGAAUUGAGGAGUAAGAUAGAAAUAUACUGAAUGAAUGAAUGAAAUAGCACCAAAUUCCAGGUGCCCGGAGUAUUGUUAUUUUUCAUUACCUGCGUCCUCCAGGCUCUUUCAAACAAAAAUACACCAAACUCUCUAGGGUACAAAUUAUUCUCUGUAAUCUUUGGCUUCUUUUACGUGAGCAACACUGUACUUUGGAAAACGUCCCACAUGUUGUCAGGUGAAAUUAAGAUAAUUCCAAGUUUUGACAUUUUGAACUGCAACCAUUUUUCAAAUAAAAUUCCAAUAUCAAAAUGAUUCUAAAAACAGUUGUUUCUUGCAUUUUUGAAUUAAGUGUUUUUGUCAUUGGUUUCCUGAAAUAGUGCAUUAAAAUAAAGCUCCCAAAAGUCUCUCAAACUUCAAAAUGAAUAUUGUCUCAGCUGAUUACAGAAUUAGCAUGUAUAUUAUACAAAAUUAUACACAAUUAUGGUAUUUAGUAUAUUUGUCCCUUAAUAAAAAUGCAGUAUCUAGCUACGCUGGAUAGCAGAAACAAUUGGUUUUGUGAAAUACAGUAUCAGUACCUAUUUUUCCGUUUCCUUCCAAACUUUGAAAGACAAGCCCUCCCUCUUCUGGCUACGUAGAACAUAACAAGCAAAAAAGAAAUGGACAAGCAAAUGAAAGAUUGCAGGCUUUAAAUGGUGGCAUAUGUACUAGCUUGUAGUUCAAUAGUAAAAUACUGGUUAUAUAUAUUCAGUAGCGUGCUGAAUUUAUAUACAAGAGUAGCAAGCAAGUGGUGGGUGUCUUAACUUGCGCAGUUAAGCAUUCUAGGUGGCUUUAACAUGGACUCGGGUGGUGCUGUGGUCUAAAUCACAGAGCCUAUAGGGCUUGCCGAUCAGAAGGUUGGUGGUUUGAAUCCCCGCAACAGGGUGAGGUCCUGUUGCUCGGUCCCAGCACCUGCCCACCUAGCAGUUCGAAAGCACAUCAAAGUGCAAGUAGAUAAAUAGGUACCACUCUGGCGGGAAGGUAAAUGGCGGUUCUGUGCGCUGCUCUGGCUCGCCAGAAGUGGCUUAGUCAUGCUGGCCACAUGACCUGGAAGCUGUACGCCAGCUCCCUCGGCCAAUAAAGCGAGAUGAGUGCCGCAACCCCAGAGUGGGUCAUGACUGGACCUAAUGGUCAGGGGUCCCUUUACCUUUACUAUAACACAGAGUAAAACAAGCCCAAUAGUUAUUUCUUCUCAUAAGGCCCCCUGGAAACUGUAGUUAUAUGGCUCUUCCCCUCCUUAAGGUGUUUUCCUUAAAGUUGCAUUUGUGUAUUUAUUGAUUGAUUGAUUGAUUGAUUGAUUGAUUGCAUUUAUUUCAUUUGUGUAUGUAUUUAUUAUACCUGGCUUAGCAGUUCUCCCCAGAUCUAGUGCUGAUACUUUCCCCUUGUUUGUGGAUAGUGUCAUUUUGAAUUAAUCAGCACUCAAAGAAUGAGUUCACUAUUAGUAAAUAGGAUUUAUGGGAAGGACUAUAAAGCAUUUCAGAGAAGUGGAGUCCUAGAAAUCUAAAUCUAUCUCUCUUCUCCCCUCUGAAAUGAUCUAUCCAUUGUCCAGCAGAGAUUCUCCACAAAACAUAAAGCAUUUGUUGAGUUUGUGAGCUGCUUUUAAAAUUGUUAAGAGAAAGCUGCAUAGAGACGAUUUUAAAUAAAUAAAUGUGCAACUUCGUCCUUGAAAACUGCACAAUAUUACCGUCUGUAUUGUUCAAAUGCAUUUGCUUUGGGUAACAAGGAAGGGUUUAGGAUAAUCCAAUUUCCAAAUGGAGCAGCUUUAUUAAAAGGACUUCCCAGGCAGUGCCUAAAAUCUGACUUAGUUGGCUUUAUACAUGUCCAUUUUUCUUCUUCUUUUGCAGCUUUCUUAUAUCCUGUCAUUUGACCAGCAAGCUGGUAAGCAAUACAACUUCUUCUUUUUCCUUUGUGGCAAAUACUUCAGAACAUGUGCACUAUCAUAUAGCUAAGGAGGCUAUAACUAUAACUGAGCAAGAAGCAUAAUUGAAGGUUUGAUUUUAAGCAGCUUAGCAAAUCCACUGAUUCUGGUGGAAUAAGACUUGAAAUCUUUGCUGGCAGUGUGGAAAACUAACAGCACAAUCCUAUGCUUGUCCUUUUUCAACUGCUCUUUUAAGUGGAGAUUUUUUUAUUCUAGGCUGUAUUUGCUCUGGGUUGCAUCCAGUGCAACGCAGUGCGAUUUCCCCCUCUCUCCUUUCUCAGGUGCCCUCAAAAUCUGCUCUGGAGGAUCCUUCAGUCCUCUGGAACAGAUUUUGGGGGUUGGGGCAGUAAGCUCUGUAGGGGAAAGAAGGAGGGGAAAGUUUGGUUUCACAGACAGAAAUCUGCUGUACUAGCAGAACAGCAGCACUGAAUAUAACCUGUUGGGUUUGAAAUUGUCUUUAUAGGAAAUUGUUUGAAUUUGUUUUUUAUAUAUCAAAUUGUUUUACAUAUAUUUCUAUUACUGAUGUUUCUAUUGUUCAAUUACUUUGAGAUGUUUCACAGGAAAUGAUUCCUAAAUGGGAAUAAGUAAAUAAAUGUCUACUCGGAAGUCAGUCCCAUUGAGUUCAAUACUGCAUACUUCUGAGUAGACAUGCAUAGGAGAAUACUGAACAUUAUAUUCUGGUGGUUGGUAAGUCUGACGCAAAAGCAGUAAUGAAUUAAUAGCAGAUAAAAUGUGUAUUACAUGUUAUGGAAAGUGAUCUGCUUUACUUCCUGUAUUAAAGUUUACAGAGUUUGGAAUAAAUUUAUGUCAAAAACGAUGUAAUACUUCUCUGAGGUGCCCUUCACAUACUAUGAAAAAUAUGUUUAUACGGAAAGUAUCAAUCUUUACAUUAUUUUGGAAUGACACAUUAAAAUAUAAUGUUGGGCCAUCAUUUUCUAUUUGUCAUCUUGUACUUUUUGAAAACUAUAUUAUAUACAAAAUGGUACAACUUUGUACAGCUGGAGACCUUUACUAACCUUAGAAAUAAACAGUCCAACUUCUUGGACUAGGGAUGGAGAAGAAAUUCCACUCAGUUACUAUUUAAAGGCAAACCUAAGUAAUUCAAAACGGUACAAUAACUGAAAUCCUUCAAAAUUCACACUCUGAAUUUUGCAAUGCGGUUGUCCAAUCAAAUAAUGUGUACAAAAAUGCAAACAGUAGGGUAAAAUAAGCAUCAAAAAGCAUAUAUUAGUGAAAAUAAUAUGCACAAAUGCAUUGUAUUGGGGGGACAUUGCUUUGCAAAAAUGGGUCUAUCAGGAUACAUUUGUGCUAAAAAGCUGGUGAAUUUUCAUGAGGACUUAGUAAAUAAAGGAUCUCCAAGGUGGCACAGGCUUCAUUGGGACGGUUCAGAGAUAUAACAGCAGUUCUCUAUGGUAGAGUGGUUCUUUUCUCUGGAACAGGGUCUCUAUAAAUGAAUGAAUCAGAGAGUAUUGAUCAGAAAUUCACUAAUUGAUUCACAGCUCAAACAACAUACAAAAAUGCAGAUGAAAGUAUAAGCAGUUUAAAAGAUCGUCCAAGUCCUCAAAGCUAAUUUCAAGCUUUUAAAGUCAAUCUCUGCCUAUCAACUACAGUAACAGAGAGGAGGGUCUUUUUUGUACUACACAGAAGAAAGUUAUGCUUUGAAAAUACAUGUAGGAUGUCUCAUUUAAUUUUGUGUAAUAGUCACAUUUCAGUGACAAAUGUCAAAUCACUGCAUCUUUAAGUGUGUUAAGAUUUUUCUGCAUUUACAGAGAAUGAAGGCUGUGAUUCUGUAAUAUGUUAAAAUAAGCCAAUGUAUCAGAAUUUGAGUGUUAAUUAUGUGCUUAGAUUUUUUUUUAAAAAAAAAUGUUGCUUUUACUUUACGAAACCAAUGGCUUGUUAUGAAUAAUUUAAAUGAAUGGAACAGACACACUUCUUAAAUAAAAGAUAUUAGAGCCACAAAGUUAUUUAGUACUGAGGAACUAGAGAAGAGGAGUAAUAAAAAAUGUUUCAUGGAAUGUAUUCCAAUUUGCCUUCAUGUGUGAAGGUCAAUUUCACCUAUCAGUAAAAAGAGGAUUUUUAUUUUUCACAAUAAAACCCUAGCUUGGCAACAGAAUUUAUGCCAAAGGGAAAAACCAAGGAACUGAGGUUGCAAUCCUGCACACACUGUGGAGUAAAUCCAUUUUUAAAAAUUAGAUUUACAUUUGAAUAGACAUGGUCAGAACUGGAGUGAAACGCUAUUAAGUAGUGUGCAUAUGAUACUACACUGAGACAUUCUCAAGGUCAUUUGAAAGAGGUAAAAUAUAAGGAGAUGUCCCUGUAAAGGGGAAGGAGAAGACAACUAUGAAGAAGGAACAGUAUUCCUAUCAUUAGCAGACAAUACAGUGGGAUGCCACUGUGUUGCUGCUGCUUACCGGAAGGUAGAGGGAGAGGGGGAGACAGAAACAGUUGAGCCAAUCUGGUGCUCCUGCCAUUACAUUUGCAAUAUACUGACCUCACUCCCAUCUCACUCCUCCUUCUAAAUCUCCCAGGAAGUAGCAGUGGUGCAAUAAACCAAAGGUCAGGUGAGUGUCAGCAUUCCACCAUGCUGUCUAUUGAUUCAUAUUUAUCGCUGCUGCCUGAGGUAAAACUACUAAGCAAGACCCACCUUUGUAAUCGUAUAGCUUAAGAAUCAGGUUGCAAUUUCCCCCAAUCACUUUAUGCUAAAAACAUGAGGGAACGUCAUCAUCUUGAGGAAUUAUAUGAUUCACACAUUCAAGUUCUUCCUGUCCAAAAGAAUCCUUAUUGAAACCUAAUCCUUCUGCAGUUUGACUCAGGGCUGGUUUACAUUUUAUGGCUGUCAUGUGGAAGCUACUGUAGUCAUUCUACAAUGGUACCUUGGUUGUCAAACGUAAUCCACUCCAGAAGACCAUUCGACUUCUGAAACAUUUGACAACCAAAGCGCAAUGGGCAGUCAGCAAAUGCAAUUGAGAAAAUUGAGAAACAUGCCUCGGAAGCCGUUCGACUUCUGAGGCGCGUUCAAAAAUGGAAUCAUUCACUUCCGGGAUUUCAGUGAAAACCAAAACAUUAUGCUUCCGAGACGCUGGAAAACCGAGGUACCACUGUAUAUGGUGCCUGAUAUCACAAAGCAAGGCAGUUUUGUUCAGAAGCUCAUCAAAUGGAUAAGGGAAGCAGUUUUUUCUUGCCAUACCAAUGAAAAUGUUCCAAGAGGAAAGUUUAACUGCCAUGGUGAAAUCAUCUACUCAUUUUUGAGCACAUUUGUGGAUGCUACACAGAACCAGUGACUUUCAUGUGAUACUGCCAUGUGUAAACAGUUGCCAUAAUAAUGAACCUAUAUUUCACAACAAAUUCAUAGGUUCAUCAUGCUUAUUAGAGAUGUGCAACUGAUACAGCUGGCUCCUGAAUUGAUUCCGGACAAUGUGGACAAAAACUUUGCUUGUUAAAUGCAAAUGGACAUUGUUUGCCCAGAUAUAUACUCUUCCCUUAUCUUAAUACCCAUUUGUACCUUCGAUAGUAAAGUGGUAAAUUAGGCAAGUAUACUGUUUUUAAUCUUAUAAAGUUAUACCCAUUAUUAACACCUUAAAUGAAUUUCUAGCUUUAAAGAUAGUAUUGUUAUUUCCUACCUGACUGUGGAAGUCUGGUGAGAUUGGCUGCUCCUAAAUUGGCAUUUUAAAUUAGUUCAGGCUCCUUGAAGUGAAUUGGGUUAGAAGCUAAUCCUUACAUUUCCUUUUUUAAAAAAAAUAAUAUUUAUUAAAAUUUCAGAAGAAAAAGAUUACAUUAAUAAGAAAAAUAACAAUAAAGAAAGAAAAAUACAAAGUACAAAAAAGAAAAAACAGUUAAAAACAAUUCCAUCUUUUCAUCGCUUCUCUUACGUUUACUUGUUUCCCGGACCUCCUCAUACCUCCCUCUUUUGUAUUCCAAUUCAAUUUGUUAGUCCAGCAAUUCCUUUCCCUCCUUUUUAAUCCUGAUCUUUACUCUUGAUAUAUUAUAACAUUAAAUUUUUACGUAUUAAAAACCAAUUUUUCCAUAUUCUUUUAUACCAGUACAGCUAGAAACCACUUAACUUCAAUCCAACAUCAUUCUAACAUUCAUUAAUUUUGCAAUAUUUCUGUAAAUAGUCUUUAAAUUUCUUCCAAUCUUCUUCCACCGACUCUUCUCCCUGGUCUCGGAUUCUACCAGUCAUUUCCGCCAAUUCCAUGUAGUCCAUCAAUUUCAUCUGCCAUUCCUCCAGUGUGGGUAAGUCUUGUGUCUUCCAAUGCUUUGCAAUAAGUAUUCUUGCUGCUGUUGUAGCAUACAUAAAGAAAGUUCUGUCCUUCUUUAACACCAAUUGGCCGACUAUGCCCAGGAGAAAGGCCUCUGGUUUCUUCAAGAAGGUAUAUUUAAAUACCUUUUUUAAUUCAUUAUAAAUCAUCUCCCAGAAAACCUUAAUCCUUGGGCACGUCCACCAAAAGUGAAAGAAUGUACCUUCGGUUUCUUUACAUUUCCAACAUUUAUUAUCGGGCAAAUGGUAGAUUUUUGCAAGCUUGACUGGGGUUAUGUACCACCUGUAUAUCAUUUUCAUAAUAUUCUCUCUUAAGGCAUUACAUGCCGUAAACUUCAUACCUGUGGUCCACAACUGUUCCCAGUCAGCCAUCAUUAUGUUAUGUCCAACGUCUUGUGCCCAUUUAAUCAUAGCAGAUUUCACCGUUUCAUCCUGAGUAUUCCAUUUCAACAGCAAGUUAUACAUCUUUGACAAAAUCUUAGUUUUGGGUUCUAACAAUUCUAUUUCUAAUUUUGAUUUUUCCACCUGGAAGCUGAUUUUCUUGUCCAAAUUGUAUGCCUCCAUUAUCUGAUAAUAAUGAAGCCAGUCUCGCACUUUGUUUUUUAAUUUUUCAAAACUCUGCAGUUUCAAUCUAUCUCCAUCUUGUUCCAAAAUUUCCCAAUAUUUCGGCCAAUUGACCUCCAUAUUGAGCUUUUUCAGAGCUUUCACUUCCAUCGGUGACAGCCACCUAGGCUUUUAUUUUCCAAUAAAUCCUUAUAUCUUAUCCAGACAUUAAACAAUGCUUUCCUGACAAUAUGGUUUUUAAAUGCUUUAUGUGCUUUGACCUUAUCGUACCACAGAUAUGCAUGCCAUCCAAAUACAUUGUUAAAACCUUCUAAAUCCAAAAUGUCAGUGUUUUCAAGAAGCAGCCAUUCUUUCAACCAGCAAAAAGCUGCUGAUUCAUAAUAAAGUUUGAGGUCUGGCAGGGCAAAUCCACCUCUUUCCUUUGCAUCUGUUAGUAUUUUAAAUUUUAUUCUGGGCUUCUUGCCCUGCCAGACAAAUCUAGAAAUAUCUCUCUGCCACCUCUUGAAACAGUCCAUUUUGUCCACAAUUUGCAAUGUUUGAAACAAAAACAACAUUCUAGGCAAUACAUUCAUUUGUACCGCAGCAAUACGGCCCAGCAGUGAAAGCUUCAAAUUUGACCAAAUUUCUAAAUCUUUUUCACUUCAGCCCAACAUUUUUCAUAGUUAUCUUUAAAUAAAUUCCCAUUUUUGCUGUCAUGUUAAUCCCCAGGUAUUUAACUUUCUUAACCACUGUUAAACCUGUCUCAUUCUGAAACCUCUCUCUCUCCAUUGGUGUUAAAUUUUUCUCUAAAACCUUAGUUUUUAACUUAUUCAAUUUAAACCCUGCAACUUGACCAAAUUCUUGAAUCAGUUCUAGAACCCUUUUGGUACUAGAUUCUGGCUCCUGUAACGUCAGUACUAAGUCAUCUGCAAAUGCUCUCAAUUUGUACUGUUUGGCUCCGACCUAAUCCUUACAUUUCCUAGGAACAAUGUGAAAAAGGAAUCUUCUUCUGCAUGAAAAUGUUGUAUUUCACCCCAUCUCUGGAGAACUGUUGUUCUGUCAUGUGUAUAUCUGAAUCCUAUCCAUUUAUAUGUUUUAGAAUCAGCUCAGCAUAGUGCCAUCAGUGUAGAGCUAGACAUAGAGACAGAAGUAUUUUAAAACUUUUUUGUGUUUUUUUUAUGAGGUCUGCUCUAUUUCAGCUUUUCCUAUCUCUCUAAAGAUUAGCAAUUAAAAUACACAAGAGGGACUUGUUGAAAAUAUUAACAUAUCAAAGUGCUCCUAUUCAUGGUGCCGGCCGCGCUCGUUUGCAGGAUACUUAAUUUCAUUUUCCGUCCUCCAUUUUCUCCACCCACCCCACCAGUCAGCCAGCAUUCUGUAUCCACUCAACAUGUUCAUUCUUCACUGGGCUGCUUUGGGAAUCUAUCCUGACAUAACUUUUCUAAAUGUUUUUUGUACUUCUUCUACCUUUAGUGUUCUCCCAAGCCUGUGGGUGCCCCUCUCUUUUGUACGUCUACUGCUGUUUUGGCUAUGUAGGGAUCCACACUUAAAGAACAUGUUUCCUAUUAGCAUAUAGGAUCCCUGGACUCAUAUACCAUAGACUGGUGUCAUUCUGCAAGUUAAAACUCACCCAGUGAACCUAAAUGUUUUGAAACAUUGCUGACUGUAAAAGGAUUAGGUAUAGGAUCACCUACUUCCAAGAAAAUUGCUGGGUGGGGAGGAGGCAAGAUUAUAUUAUAUUAUUCUCUGUACAUUUUUACCAUAUAAAGAUAAAGAGAGGAGCACUGGAAGCUAACAAAUGUCUGAGAUAUGCCUCAGGAGUAACCUCAGUCCAAGUGCAUGACUCUGUAAAAAGUGGGAACCUCCAGUCCCAUCAGGUGAAGUGUUGAGUGGCCAUUCUGUAACCUAAAAUAGAUUAUCAGGCCACAUCCAGGCUAGCAAACAAAUGGUAUGGCCACUUGACUACUUUCACUUCAAAAUUCACAGUUAAACAGAAGAAAAAGAAAACUGUAGGGCUUGGAGCAGAAAGCCUGGAGCCCUACUUAUGUAGUUUUUUAAUGUAUGAAAUAAUGUAAGAGGGUGUAUCAAAAAUGAAUGAAUCAAAAAUGACUUUCAUUAAAAUUUACCUGCUCAAAGAGAAGAUUUGUUUUGAUGAUAAUUAUCAACCCUGAAGAAGGAGUUUUAUUCAAAACUCAUUGGGAGUCUCAAAUAUUGACUCAGUUACCUUUCUGUCACUGUUGAAGAUUAAAGUCCAUAUCUGGGAGCCAGUUACUACCAAUGUUCAAAUGGGCUUCACUUGUCCCUUUUAAAAAAAUACACCUCACACCUAUAUUGGCAAGUUACAUAUACUGUAUUAUCUUAUAAGUACAUGCUAUUCAUUUCUAAUGUCUGUUCAUGAUAUCUAUUCAUGGGCUUCCUAUUGGAAUGAUUAAUGACUCCCCUAUGUGCGUAAUCAUAGAUUUAGAACUAGAUUAAGCAGACACAGCAGAUUAUUCCUGUCAAAAUUAGCUGACUGAAAUGGUCUGAACCCAGAUAUAAACUUCUCUCUGCUUCUGCCAGCUUUGUGGAUUGAAUUUUCAUUAGCAAUUACUGAACAAAAUGAUCCAAAUAGAAAUGUUCACAGAAAGAGGAACAAAGAAAGACCAGCAACUGUGUGAAACAUACUGAAAUAGAAGUUCUGAAUGGCUGGUGCUAUCAUGCAGCUGGCUCAAAUGAUGUCACCCAACAUUUCAUCAGGAACUAAGAAACGCAAGUUAGACAAAAAAUAAUAAUAAUCAAGGAGAAGUCCUCAAGGGGGGAGAAACUAUCAAGAUGGCCUCAAAGGAUCCAAAAAUGGAUCCUUUGUUCAGAAAAGGGGAAAAGUCCUGUUUGUUUCAUCUGUACCGUAGAAUGUCUGGAUGACAUGCAGAUGUUAAAAGUACAUGUGGAGCCAAAGGCACCUUUACUUAGAUGAAGUUUAAUAAAUAAACAGAGGAAAAUCUAACUUCUUGAAAAUCCUCCCACGCGAUGUCAGCUUGAAGUCUCCCUUUGGUUUCCUCUGCUUUUCUAUUGUAUCACAUUAAAGUUUAUUUGCUCAGUGAAGACAAUGGCCUUAUCUUGGAAUGAGAUCCUUAUUCCUCCGCCCGGCGUGCACUCCUGCAGCACUUUCAUAUUGCAAAGACUCAACUCUUGUGAAAUAAUGAGCGAAGAAAAGAAGUCUUGACUUGACAUAACGAUAAAUGAGGUGAAACUUUUUUUUUUGCCGUCAAGAUACCAGGGUUGGCACAUAGAAAAAAAGAAAGUACUAUUUUAAUAUGAAAUAUAAAGCAUCCAUUGUACAAAAAGUUUUUUUUUUUUUUCAUCAGAAGCAAAGGAAGAAUAAAGAUAAAGGCUGCAACAGAAUGAAUGAGUUGAGAAAACUAAGAUAAUACCGUUGAUAAUCAGUUCAAGGCAAAGCGCUAUCCACCAGGCCAUCGGCCCAGCCCUAGGGGAGAGCUUUUAAAAGUGUCCCUGUAUGCUUUUUCGCUCUCCUCAUUACCAUACCUGCUCUUUGAAACUCACCGGUGGUUCCAACAAACUGCAGUGACACCUGCCGGAAAGAGCGGAUGACCCGUCUUAAUCAACUACUUCUGUGAAAAGUCUAUGGAAAGAACUGCCGUCCCAUCUUCACUUUGCUGUUCUGAAAGCUAUUUGUCAAUGGGUAUCCUGAGAGCCAUGGCUAUGAACAAAGAUCUGUUUCUGUGCAUUGGAAAUGUGGCACCAUGAUCAAAGCUAAGGAGAAUCUCCCACUUGUUCCCUUUGUUCGUGAAUAUGUCCCUUCUCUUAUGCAGCUACGAAGACUGGAAUAAUUAUCUGUACUUUAUCGUACUACUUGUAUUCUAGUAGUGUGAUUUCGGCAGUCCCUGAGUGGGAUUGGGACCCUAAAGCAGUCUAUAUACUUUCUCCUGGCCCAAAGACCAUUAGCAAAGUUGCAGUGACCUUGCAGGAGUAUGCGAGUAGUCUCGACUUAUGAGGGGGAUAAAAAUAAGCUGGCUAGACAAUGCAGGUAAAGAAAAGAAAUGAGCAUUAAAAGUUGAAAUGUAAGUGCUAAAACCAAUAGAAGCUUUGUCAUAGACUGGGAUGGAAUAUGAACUGCACCCUAUGAUGGAACUGUGUUCUUUCAGCCAUGUGCUAGGCAGACUAAAAAAUAUACAGAUAUAAAUAUUUAGGAUAAGAUUGCUGUUUAAAUGGAGGUUUCAAAAUGUCACAUUCUUUGUUGAAAUGCCAUUUUAAAUAAAAAUUGUAAAUAUAUAUUUUAUGUGUGAGGUAAAGUACCAUUGUUUUGAGCAGAUCAGGUUGGUAAAUGCCCAUGUCUUCAGUCAUCACAAGUGUGUUUGCAACUGCAUGCACAUUCACAUGACCAUAAGACUAAAGCCCACUUUCAAAGAUACAAUUGAAAUUGCCACAUUAAUUCUGUAUGAUGAGUAUUUUCUUUUUAUAAGCUCUCAAAACUGCUAUCUAUUUAUAACACAUUCAUGUGAGCUCUAGUUAUUAAGAAUUCACCAGAAAGGAUAAAUAUACUAGCUUUCAUCAAAUAAUAAAGACAAAUAUUCAAACAAAGGAUGUGCCAUAGAAAACUGACACGGUAAGAAUGAGCUUAUGUGACUUCAUCAUGUUCAGUAUUGUGAGAAUUGAACUGGAGUUCCAUUGUUCCCUAUGGGAUGCAAUUAGAUACAUUGUCUCAGUAGCAAAAUAAUUAGUCUGGAUAAUGACCUCUGUGUGGAAGAUUUUUUUUUUUUUUUAAAUCAUAUUUAUUAAAGUUUCCAAAAAUAUAAAAAUACAAAGAAAAAAGACAAAAGAAAAAAGAUAUUUAAAAACCUUACUUUCAUUCCCUACUUUCUGGGACUCCCCCCCCCACAAUUGUAUUCCCCUUUCCUUAAUUUGGUUCUACAAGCUCUCACUCCCAAUUUAAAGCUUAAUUUGUUUAACCCACUAUCCAGAUUGAAUUGUACAAAUCUUACCACCGUCCCACAUCAUUAACAGAAAAAGAAAAAAGAUUUUCCCCAAGAUCCACCCCAGUUCCUUCCACAAAUUCCCUUUUUUUUAAACACGUCCGAUCAAAGUAAAAUAACAUGCGUAAGUUAUGUAAAGAAAUAGAAAAUAAGAGAUAUAGAAAAAUUCAAAAAAUGGUUACACAGCCUUUGGAUUUCAAAUCUCCCCCCCCCCCUUCCCCGGUUUGAAUUCCCCAUGUCCAUCAGUCUAUACAUUAUCAGCUUGGAAGUCUCAUUUCAUGACCAGAUUUCUCCCGAUUCCAUCUUGCCGGUUUUCUUUUAGUUUAUUAAUUUAAAUAAUAUUUGACUUCAAAUGUCCAAUCUAACAAAGGCCUUUAAUUUCCUUGAUCUUUACCACUCCUCCCGUUGUUCUUUCCGUGUCGUAAUCAGUCCUUUAUUCUUCUUAUUCCUCACUUUCUCAGGUUUCUUGUCCUGUUCAGCUGCUAAAACUUUCUAAUUCAGAAAUCUAGUGUCUCUGCAGAGGUUUGUUAUUCAGGAACAAAAACUUACGUCCAGUCCCUUUCUUUCUUCAAUAAAAAAUUCCAUUGUCUUCCUCUGUAGACAAAAUACUCUUUCAGUUUUGCAGCUUUCCCAGAAGAUAACAAAUCCUGUGCGAAUCCCAGGGUAUUUUUCCACUUACGACCGUUCUUGUAGUAUCCCGAAACCCCUCUAGGGGAUUGUAAUAACUUUGUAUCCUCUAAUCCAAAAGUCAAAUUGUUGCUUAUUUUCCAACAGUUUAUAUCCAUAUUAUAGCAAAUUGUAACAAAAUUAACCAGCAAGGUCCUCAUAAAGUCCUCUUUAUAUUCUCCAGCUUUGACAGCCACUUUGACAGCUGUCAAAGUCUCCGUCUCUCUUCACCAGGCUCCACGAAUCGCCCCGGUUCCCAGGGGGGGGGUUGCAUUUUCUUCUCACCCUCCACUCUUCUCCUCCAGCACAUUUCUUAUAAUUUCCCAUCGUGAAAUUAAUGAUUUUUAUCAGAGACAUACUUCCCUUUGGACCUUGGUUACCCAGUCCUUGUUUUGGAAUGCUUACACUAGGGGGGGGGAUUGACUUCCUUUAUAAAACGCCCCCGCUCGUGCCAAAUCCAAAAUUUUGAACCCGGUUUCCCAAUUACUCACGGGUUGUUGUUAAUAGUCCAAAUUUUCAAUAGAAGAAGUCAGCGCUCUCCGUCGAAUGGCAUGCGGCUGCGCUCGGCAGGGAAGCAGUGGACUCAAAGCACCACGCCACUCCCCGGCACCCGAUCCGAAGCCUUUAAAAAGGCUCCUUCACGAGUCGGGAGGGCGCUAAUGGUGCAAGCCGAGUCACCCAUGUCCACGGACUCCGUGCCCGUGGUUUUUAAGGGUCCCCGCGUCGCCGGCGCGGUAGGACCCAGCCCCUGCCGAGCAGACUCCCUCCGGAGCUCGGAGGGAGUCCGCCAUUCGGCGAUGGCGCUAACCCGGAAGUCCUCUGUGUGGAAGAUUUAAGGUCAGAACCCUGCUCAGCCAUAAAACACAUUUUGUAGCCUAGGACAUGUCAUUUUCUCUGAAUCUCAUCUUCUGUUGUAAAGGUAAAAUAAAUUAAGGAUGUAUUGAUGAUCUGGCCUGAGCCUACAGCGAUGAUGGGAAGAAAAUUUAUAAAUCACCUGGACUUUAUGUAUUGCAUUUAUUUUUUUUAUUACAUGUAUAUUCUGUCUUUCCUUCAAGGAGCUCUAAGCAGUGCCAAUACCCCAAUGUUAUCUCCAGAUCAACCAACCUUUGGGGUCGAUUAAGCUUAGAGAUAGCAACUGGCUCAUUCAAAUGUAGUAGGACCUCUUAUAGAAAAAGUGCUUCCAGUUACUUCUGGAACUAUUUCAUAAUUCACAUAGUAGUAUGGUCUAUAGGUGCAGCUGACAGCUAUUACUAUGAAUACAUCGAUGAAGAUACACAGCCAAUGCAGGAUAAUACCAGAUAUGGCCUCCCUGCUAUACAUCCUGACUGGUUUCAUGAAUACGUCAGUUAUGAAGGUAUUUUACUGGGUCACACUUUGUGAUGGGGAAAUGGGGAAGUGUGGGGAUGGGGAGAAUUGAAAACUACUUCCAGGGUAACAGGAAUUGCUAUACUGGUUGUUAUUAAUGGAUUGUCUAUUACUGUAAUACUGUAGUAAAGGAUCUAAACUUCAUCUACUGACAGAACAAAUUCAGACUCUGCAAUUCACUUUCGAUUCUAGCAACUUUUAAAUAGCUUCAUUCUUUUCAACUUAAGCUCCAUCUAUACUUGUAACACAGAGAUAUGUGAGAUAUAGUUAUUUCUGUGUUGAUACAGCUCCCAAGAUCCACCAGCUUUUAUUAUGAGUUAAUCUGUGUCCUUUUAUGAUUAGCAUGGGGUGCUACACCAUGGUUUGUGUCAUAUGUAGAAAAUCUGAAUGGAGGAAACCCUUAUAUUUUCCACAAAAUGUCCGAUACUUUUCUGAGAUUCUAUAGAGUUCUGUCUAGAGAUGGCAGCUGUGGAUGAAUGCAGAGAUGGCUAGUGAUCUACUAUGUGUUCUAUGCUUGUUCCACUAUUUGACUGUGCAUACUAGUUGACACCUGCAAUCUAGAUGUUCUCUGGGUAAACCAACCAUUUUGGCAAAUAUUAUUGGCUUGAACUGACUGUUAAAUAAUAAACUGGGUAAUCCAAUCCAUGACUGCUUUUAGAAAACCUUAGUUGCACACCUGCAGCAAGCUAACUGUAAAACAAGCUUCAUCUUUCCACUCCAUGUACUAGAAAACCCAUGCCUGGAGAUGCCAUGCAAGAAUAAUGGUGUAUGUGAAAGGAAAAGAAACAGGUAUACAUGCCGCUGCCCUGAGCCAUAUGAAGGGUCUAAGUGUGAGAAUGGUAAGCAGAAUUUUCAUAGUGUUAGAUAAAGCUGAGUGGGACAUUGUCUUUCAAGGAACUUGAUAGCUACUUUAUUUGAAUUGUUAUGGUCACAAGUCCAUACUUACUGUAUUUAUGUUUUGGACAGAAAAUAUUUUAUUUGCAUUCCAGCUUAAUAUGACAGUAUGGUUUUAUUACAAAUUUAGGAGACUUGCCAGGAGCUUCAAGCUUAGAUCUAUAGUUUUUUUAAAUUAUUAUUAUUAUUCUAUUGUGUUUGUCACAUUCCCCUCCCCACAAAAAAAGAAAAAUCACAAAAAAAGAAAUCCCCAGUGCUGAUCUCCAACAUAUAUAAAAAGUCACCUAUAUAUAUUUGUUGAAUAUAUUUCUUUGGUUGUGGGUGGUUGCUAUCUUCAAUGAACUUCAUAAUAAUGUACUCAGAUGUGGUAGACUAUAUACUCCUUACUUUAUUCAGCUGAAUGCUUCAAGCUCUUGCCAUGCAAAAUCAGGUCCACAGAAGGAUCAAGGCUGGAAAGGAAAUGGAAGGGAUCCAAACCACAGAGAGCAAAGGCAUAGUCCUAGAAUAAUCUUCAUCAGCCUUGUACCCUCCAGGUUUUUCAUAAGUCCCAGGCACCGGGUUGGUGAAGGCUACCCUAGAAAAAAGAUGAUAAAGCCUGGCUUUUUUGGGUGGCAGCAGAGGGGUGGUAUUUAUGGUUUCACAGAGAUAGGAGCAAGGACCAUGGGAACAUUUAUUGGGAAGGCUUCCGAGUAAAGACAUAUUGAGUUUGACAAUGAAUGAACAAUAGAGAGAUAACCUUAACACACUUGUCCAUUUUAUUUAUAUCAUGCAACAUAGUGAAAAACACAUGUGAAAGGAUCAACUGCAACAGAGGAGAUUGCCUUAUAAGCUUAAGAGCGCCUUAUUAUAGAUGCCAUUGCAAACACCCCUACAAAGCACCAUUCUGUGACAAAGGUGAGUACCAAACUUGAGGGAUAUGGUUACUAUCAGACAUUUGUCUUACUGCUGCCCUAUAUGCCUAAGAAUGAACCAAAGAAUGAAUCAUCACCUUUGAUCUCCAAAUUUGCUCACCAAAUUGUGGCAGUUGCUUCCUAUCCUGUUAGUAUUUCUAAAAUUCAGACAGAAGUACUUCCUCCUUUUGACAAGGGGCUCAAGAAGGCUAGGGCGAAGCUAUCUCACUGUGUAGGGAUGAUUGUAGGGAGAGUGAUAGCACCACCUGGUGAGCUUUGAUGAGGAAUUUGACGGUGGGCUUCCCACAUCCAUACCUGUGCCACUAUGCUUUGCUUUGCUUUCCUUUUCUGCCUAUAAAGGUAUUUCUUCCUGGUUAGCGCUUUGUUCAUGCAAGCUAUGAAUCUUACUUAAAUGCUCUGUUUUGUUUUGUGGAAACUAACAGCACAGUCAUCUUGCCGACCAAAUCCUUGCAAAAAUGGAGGCAUCUGUCAACGGCAUCGGAUAAGGUCCAAGUUCAGCUGCAAGUGUCCUGAGCCAUUCAAAGGAAGGCUUUGCGAAAUAGGUGAGGGAUCCAGUUCUGGCCUUUUGGCUAUUUUCCUACGGAUUUACCAAGAACAGGGAUCUGUGAAUGCCUCUAAGCACAUAUGACCAUGCUGCAGAAUUUGGCACAUGGAAGUGGUUUGGUCCUUAUCCUUGUUGCCAUUGGCAUGCAGGAAGUAGAUUCAAGAUGCCCAGAUUUGCACUUUUACGAAAGCCGAAGGUCAAAACAACAAAUUGAGCUAUAAAUGAAGGAGGAAAUGGGGAAGGAGUCUGCUUAAACAUUGUUAGGUUGGGUCUGCUUAGAUGAAAUGAGAAUCACUGUGAGAUAGUCGGUCAGAUCCACAGCAUACAUUUAAAGCACAUUUAUACCAGCUUUAUCUGUUGAUGGACAGCCACCCUGACUCAGCCCCAGACACACUGACCAGAUGCUUGGAAGCUGUGGCUGGAUGGCUGCGUGGGAGCUGGUUAAAGUUAACUCCUUCGAAGACAAAGGUCCUCUGGCUGGGUCAGGACAACAUGGGGUUGGGGGGCCAACUCUCAUCUCUUGUGGGGGCUCAAUUUGUGCCAGCACCUUCUAUCAAGAGUUUGGGUGCAACCUUUGACGCCUCCCUUUCUAUGGAGGCGCAGGUUGCAGCCACAGCAAAGGUGGCAUUUUUCCAUCUCCACCGUAUUAAGCAGUUGGUCCCUUACCUUUCUCGCCCUGAUCUGGCCACAGUCAUCCAUGCAACGGUCACCUCCAGGCUUGAUUAUUGUAUCUCACUCCACACAGGGCUGCCCUUGAAGCUGACCCAGAAACUCCAGGGUGGCAGAAUGCCGCAGCAAGGCUCCUUAUGGGGUCCUUGCCACAGGAUCACAUUCAUCCAGUGCUUUACCAGCUGCACUGGCUCCUGGUGGAGUACAGGGUCAGGUUUAAGGUGCUGGUUUUGACCUUUAAAGCCCUAUGCAGCCUAGGACCCUCAUACCUACGGGACCACCUCUCCUGGGAUGCCCCGCGGAGGACCUUAAGGUCCAUAAAUAACAACACUUUGGAGGUCUCGAGCCUCAAGGAGGUUAGAUUGGUCUCCACUAGGGACAGGGCCUUUUCAGCACUGGCCUCGACUUGGUGGAACGCUCUGUCACAAGAGACCAAGGCCCUGCGGGAUUUGACAUCUUUCCGCAGGGCCUGCAAGAUGGAGCUGUUCCGCCUGGCCUUUGGCUUGGACUCACUCUGACCCCUUAUAUGGGAUCUGGUAUAUAAAUUUUCCCUUGGCUUUUUUGCUGGCCCAUUUAGGACCAGCAUGGAUAGCUGGCUCGGGUGAAUAUCUGAUGUUUCCUCCCUUUAUGGUCUUGAUUUAUGUGCUGCUACUAAACUGAGGCUGUAUUUUAAGCCGUAUUUUAAUCAACUGUUUUUUUCCUUUUUCUUUUUUCUAUUACGUUUUAUUGUAAUUUAUAUUCAGUGUUAGCUGCCCUGAGGGUGGGGUAUAAAUAAAAAUGUAUUAUUAUUUAUUAUUUAACUGUCACGGCUUCACCCAAAGAAUUGUGGGAACUGCAGUUUACUCACCCCACAACUAUGGUAUCCAGCACCUUAACAAACGACAGGUCCCAGGUGACUUUUCAAGUAGUGUAAGAGUGCUUUAAAUGAAUGGUGUAGGGGUGGGUGGGUGGGUGAGAGAGCACAUUUCUUAAGAAGGCAAUCCUUUUGUAGGACCUGAUGACUGUUUUGAAGAAAAUGGCAUUUCAUACAGAGGAAAUGUUAGUCAAACAAUUCUCCAUAAGACCUGUCUUCACUGGAAUUCUCACCAUCUCCUGGAGUGGAAUUAUAAUGCAUUUAUUGAAGAUGCUGCCUCUUAUGGCCUUGGUGACCAUAACUUCUGCAGGUAAUGUACUGCACAUUCAUCAAGGAAGGCUUUCUUUCUCCCACUUCCAUGAAUGUCAGUGCCAUGCACACAAAUACGUCUGCUCCUCCCACUCCAAAAAUGCAGUAUCUGCAUGAGCUAUAUCAGUGUAAUUCAAUUACAUUUCUUUUCUGUGAUCUUCAUUGCAAAUAAUUACUGAUUCUUCUUGGCUACCAAGACACCAAGGCUAUUACCCCAACACUGUGAUGGUUGUCUUUACGACUUCACCUUGGAAAUAAUGACCACUGUCAUAGGAACUAACUCCUAGGAGCCGAAGGGACCCCACCCAAAUAAAAUAUUUCAGGGGGCUGCACCCCUCAAAGCUGAUGGUCAUCGUCAUUCAAAUAGGGUGUGUGAACCAUGUCAUGUGAUCAAUUAUGUGGAGUGGGGCUUAGCUGCCCCCCCCCAAUAUUUUAUUCAAGUUGGCACCCCUGACCACUGUUGUUUAUGUCUCUGAUAGCUUGAGAUAUACACAUUAAAAAGGUAAAGGGACCCCUGACCGUUAGGUCCAGUCGCAGACGACUCUGGGGUUGCGGCGCUCAUCUCGCUCUAUAGGCCGAGGAAGCCAGCGUUUGUCCGCAGACAGCUUCCGGGUCAUGUGGCCAGCAUGACUAAGCUGCUUCUGGUGAACGAGAGCAGCGCACAGAAACGCUGUUUACCUUCCCGCCAGAGCGGUACCUAUUUAUCUACUUGCACUUCGUGCUUUUGAACUGCUGGGUGGGCAGGAGCAGGGACCGAGCAAUGGGAGCUCACCCCGUCACGGGGAUUUGAACCGCCGCCCUAGGCUCUGUGGUUUAAACCACAGCGCCACCUGCAUCCCAUGAUAUACACAUUACCAGGUAGUUAUUAAUGCUGAUAGGUUGCUGGCAAAGAUGUAUGUUAUGCAUUUACGCAACUCAAUAAGUGAUGCCAGUGUUUGUUGGUUGUACAAAAACUUAUCACUUACUGGUAGGCAGUGUGAACUGUAAAAAUGUUGCCAUUCCUAAUAAUGCUUGUGCUCGUGCUCGUGGGCAGGCAGUCUCCUCCUGGCACAAAUGGAUAAUGCUCUGUGGUGUGACAGGUAACCAGUUACAAAUUCUCCAUCUUUCACAAAACUAGAAUUUGUGGACAUCCAAGGAAGUGGAAUGUUGGGAAAUUCAGGACAGAUAAAAGAAAGUGCUUCUUCAGACCGUGCAUAGUUAAACUAUGGAACUCACUCCACAUUGAUGGCCACUAAUUUGGAUGUUUUAAAAGAGGAUUAGACAAAUUAAUGACUACUAGCCAUGAUGGCUAUGCUCUGCCUGCAUGGGCAGAGGCAGUAUGUUUCUGAAUAUCAGUUGCUGAAAACUGCAGGAGUACUCUUGAGACCAUAUAACACCAGUCCUGAAAGACCUACGUUGGCUCCUAGUACGUUUCUGAGCACAAUUCAAAGUGUCGGUGCUGACAUUUAAAGCCCUAAACAGCCUCGGCCCCGUAUAAUCUGAAGGAGCGUCUCUACCCCCAUCAUUCAGCCCAGACACUGAGGUCCACUUCUGAGGGUCUUCUGGUGGUACCCUCACUGUGAGAAGUGAAGCUGCAGGGAACCAGGCAGAGGGCCUUCUCGGUAGUGGCGCCCACCCUGUGGAACGCCCUCCCAUCAAAUGUCAAGGAAAUAAACAACAAUCUGACUUUUAGAAGACAACUGAAGGCAGCCCUGUUUAGGGAAGUUUUUAAUGUUUAAUGCUGUAUUGUGUUUUUAAUAUUUGGUUGGGAGCCGCCCAGAGUGGCUAGGGAAACCCUGCCAGACGGGUGGGGUAUUUAUUAAUAUUAAUAUUAAUAAUUAAUAAUUCUUGAUGGUGAUGAUAAUGAUGUUUGUGUCCUGCAUGUAGUUUUUUGACAGGCAUGUGGUUGGCCACUGUAAGAACAGAAUGCUGGAUUAUAUGGGCCAUUGGUCUGAUCCAGCAGGCUCUUCUUGGUUUUUUUUAUGUUCCUAAUAUACCACAGUAUACCGGUGACCCUGUAAAAACAAUGGCCAUAGACAACACCCUAAAAAGAAGGCAUGCUAUCCCUCAGGCACAGUUUUUGCUUAGGGGAGAUCUCUGGAUCUUUUGUGCUUUUGUGAGAGCAUUUUCCAGUUCUCCUAUCUUUCAGAACUUCAAUUAGUAACUUUCUUUCUUGAGACAUUAUGCUCUUCUGACUGGUGAAUUUUGAAACCUCCUCCUCCAGGAACCCAGAUGGUGACGAAAAGCCCUGGUGCUUUGUCAGUGUGAAUAACAAAUUGAAGUGGGACUUCUGUGAUGUAUCCGCGUGCUCAGAAACAGGUACGAUGGGUAAUAAUAUAAAGUGGGGCAAAAUAAACGUGAAAGGUGUAGCAGUAAUUCAGAUUGACAGGCAUUGUGAUUAUUCCCCCACCCCGCCCUCCAUCCAUCUACCUUUAAGAACGCAGCCCCCAAAACUGUAAUGACUCUAGCAUGAUUUUUUAAAUAGUCUUCUUGAAGCUCUGCCCAAGAGUUUAGUGAAAUUUUAGGAUCUGUUAGCUUUAGAGCAUGGAGAAGUAUGCCAAACAAAUAACAGGUAUCGAGAUAUCUAUUGUCAAGAGAUGUAAGAGGAAAUGAAAUAUGAAACAGUACAGCAGAAAAUAAACCAUUCACAGAAUGAAGGAAUAAUAUUCAACAUGGAUCUUUCAGGAAUUAUACUCAUGCACUGAGAGGGACAGCUUUGAUGCUGCAAGGUUCAGUUUCUGUGGGGAGCUAUUUCAUAAUUGAAAGGUAUAUUCAAGAACAUAGGAAGAAGGGAUCGCUUCUAUUUAUGCCCUACUCGCUUAGGUUCCUCAAUAUGGCCCUGUCUUCUGUAUUUGUGUGCUUAGCUAUUGUUGUAGUUUCAGGACGGAUACACCAGUGUGAUUUCGUUAUUAGAGUUAGGUAAGGGCCUGGGAGAUAUCAGGUUCCACUCAGCGAUGAAGCUCAUUGGGUGAUCUUUGGGCAGGCAAGGUCCUAGCCUGUCUCACAGGGCUAAUGUUAGGAUUAGAAGGGAAAUACAGAAAUGUGUGAGAAAAAAUUGUAGUAUAUUUGAAAUGAGAGGUUUAUGAAAUGUUAAUUAAUAUAUUGCUAUUUUGCAAUGGGAAAUUCUACAAAAAGAAAAGAGGGGAGAGACAACAACAACAACAACAUUUUAUUAUUUAUACCCCGCCCAUCUGGCAGGGUUUCCCCAGCCACUCUGGGCGGCUUCCAACGGGAUAUUAAAAACACGAUAAAACAUCAAACAUAAAAAACUUCCUAAACAGGGCUGCCUUCAAAUGUCUUCUAAAAGUCAGAUAAUUUUUUAUUUCCUUGACAUCUGAUGGGAGGGCAUUCCACAGGGCGGGCACCACUACCAAGAAGGCCCUCUGCCUGGUUCGCAUGUAAAACCAUGUAUCCCAUCUUGAGCUCCUUGGAGGAAAGGUGAAAUAGAAAUGCAAUGAUUGAUAUGACAGAUGUUGCCAAUUAUUUUGAAGAUAUAAUUUUUUUUCAGAAUUAGGGCCAGACUUCAAUAUCAUAGCUUAUAAUACUGCAAUAUUUUCCCAAUUGCCUUAUCAAGCCUUGAGUUAUCAUAUUGGCCUGAAUAUAAGCCGCACCUGAAUAUAAACCACACUUUUAAAAUUGGAGGGGGGGGGAGAGAAAAAAUGCCCGCAUAUAAGCUGCUCCAUUCCUUGCUGCUCCUGGCUGCAUUCUGGGGGGGCGGGGGGUGCUGCGUUGCCGGUGGCCUUUCCCCUUCCCUCCUCGCUCUCUCCCUUCCUGGUCUUGGGGGAGAAGACGGGGGACUAUGCACAGGGGGGGAGCUGCUUUGCCAUGCUCCUGACGCUGUUUGCCCCACACUCCUGGCUGCAUACCAUAAGAUCGCGAAUAUAAGUCUCACUUUAACUUUUCACGGUCAGAAUUUGGGGGGAAAGUGGGGCUUAUAUUCAGGCCAAUAUGGUAAGAUGCAACUCCAGUGAUUGUGCUGUAUCAGUGGUCAAAGCACAGUGUGCAAGUCUUGCGUGACACUUAGAGAAUCCAGAUCUAGCUGUGCAGACGGCCUGAAGCGUCCUCCUGAAAAACAAAAUUGAAAGUGAAGGAAGGAGGAAGGGUCUGUUUAUGAGUUGUUAGGUUAAAUGAGGAAAAAGUUGGAGUGAGAGAGCCUUUGUAACAGAGACAGUGCCAUUAUACCAUUUCCAUAUCCAGUUGUUUCUUUUGUAUUGCAGCACAGUCCUCUGGAAAUACAGUCACCAAGAAUUCUGCAGCAGAUAGCAGACCUAAUACAUGUGGAAGACCAGAGACAGAAAGACCAUUAAAGAGAAUCUAUGGCGGUGCCAAGUCAACUCCUGGCAAACAUCCAUGGCAAGCCUCUGUUCAGAGGAAAGUUUCAAGGGGCAUAUUUUUCCCUAAAGGACACUUCUGUGGAGGAGUACUGAUUGAGCCAUGUUGGGUUCUUACUGCGGCACACUGUGUUUUGUAAGCAAAUUCAUCUUCUGACACUAAGAGUUGUUUGGCAGUAGAAUGGUUUCCUUCAAGAAGUGGUGGAUUCUCCUUCCUUGGAGGUUUUUAAGCAGAGACUGAAUGACCAUCUGACCUGUAUGCUUUAGUUGAGAUUCCUGCAUUGCAGGGGGUUGGACUAAAUGACCCUCAGGGUCCCUUCCAACUCCACAGUUCUAGAAGAGGAAUCAAUGGUUCCUCUUCAUCCUGGAGAAGAAUGACUAGUGGGGUGCCACAGGGUUCUGUCUUGGGCCCGGUCUUAUUCAACAUCUUUAUCAACGACUUGGAUGAUGGACUCAAGGGCAUCCUGAUCAAAUUUGCAGAUGGCACCAAACUGGGAGGGGUGGCUAACACCCCAGAGGACAGGAUCACACUUCAAAACGACCUUGACAGAUUAGAGAACUGGGCCAAAACAAACAAGAUGAAUUUUAACAGGGAGAAAUGUAAAGUAUUGCACUUGGGCAAAAAAAUGAGAGGCACAAAUACAAGAUGGGUGACACCUGGCUUGAGAGCAGUACAUGUGAAAGAUGGAGUCUUGGUUGACCACAAACUUGACAUGAGCCAACAGUGUGACGCAGCAGCUAAAGCCAAUGCAAUUCUGGGCUGCAUCAAUAGGAGUAUAGCAUCUAGAUCAAGGGAAGUAAUAGUGCCACUGUAUUCUGCUCUGGUCAGACCUCACCUGGAGUACUGUGUCCAGUUCUGGGCACCACAGUUCAAGAAGGACACUGACAAACUGGACCGUGUCCAGAGGAGGGCAACCAAAAUGGUCAAAGGCCUGGAAACGAUGCCUUAUGAGGAACGGCUAAGGGAGCUGGGCAUGUUUAGCCUGGAGAAGAGGAGGUUAAGGGGUGAUCUGAUAGCCAUGUUCAAAUAUAUAAAAGGAUGUCACAUAGAGGAGGGAGAAAGGUUGUUUUCUGCUGCUCCAGAGAAGCGGACACGGAGCAAUGGAUCCAAACUACAAGAAAGACCUGUUAGAGUCCAUAACCUGUUAGAGUAUAUUGAUUUAUUGCUCAGAUAAGCUUGAGGUCCGGCACACUUCCCAUCGCAGCUCUGGCCGGCAUUCCAAAGGUCCGACACAUUCCGAUGCUUCUGAGCAAAGCAUAGCAGAGAUCAACAGCGGCUAGAGGAAGACUGCAAAAAAAAACUCCAGUGCAUUCUUCAGUGUGCUUAAAUAAAGUCCACUCAGGAUCUUAGCAGCUAGAAGCAGUUUUAUUUACAGCAGACUAUCCAUUAUCUAUCACAGCGAACAGCAUCGCGAAAACACGUCCUCUCUCCUCAAAAGCGAAAGUAGAGAGAGAAGAACAAAGACUUGAGUCUCUCGGAACUGAGGUAGAAGUUCCCCCCUCCCACCAGUAGGCAGAGCGUACACUCUGAGCUGUUUAACCCUGUAAGCUCAGGUUCUCCUCACAGAUUCCACCUAAACAUUAGGAAGAACUUCCUGACAGUAAGAGCUGUUCGACAGUGGAAUUUGCUGCCAAGGAGUGUGGUGGAGUCUCCUUCUUUGGAGGUCUUUAAGCAGAGGCUUGACAACCAUAUGUCAGGAGUGCUCUGAUGGUGUUUCCUGCUUGGCAGGGGGUUGGACUCGAUGGCCCUUGUGGUCUCUUCCAACUCUAUGAUUCUAUGAUUCUAAGUCUAUGAAUAGAUCCUUAUCGGUAUGGUUUAUGCGUGAUUAUGAUUUAGUCAACAUUUUUGCUCAAAAUGGCAGAAUAGAAAUAGCAGAGAUAUUAAAAUCAGAUAUAAAACAGCAAUAAAUUGAAACUAAAAUACUUACCAAAAUAUAUAUAUUUAAAAGGAGCGUGUCUUACCUACCCCACUUAAAGCACGGAAAUAGAAAAGUCCACAUUCAUGCAUUCAGGUUCCCAUAUGAGAGUAGCUCUACAUGACUUGGAUCUGAUUGGCUAGCAAUGCUGAGCCAAGAUCUGUCUUUUGGUUUCUUGAAAGGUUCCCUUCCCCCUGAAAACGUGGUUUCCAAUUUUUUUUGCCUCAUUCUAAGGCACUUGAGAAUUUCUUUAGAAUUUUGACCAGAGUAGAGUUUUGAGCUUCCCUUAGCAAUGCAAGGUUGUCUGUGUGUGUGUGUGUGUGUGUGUGUGUGUGUGUGUGUGUUUUCUAAUAAGCAUUUCUCUAGAACUCUGCAAUUUCCUGGCUUCCUGGUCUGAGAAAGGCCUAUGGGAGGAGCUACUUCAUGAUGUCUUCUCCUAGGCUUUAGCUGAAGUAUGAGUACCCAGGAAGCCUGCCAAGUGUUAAGUCUAGUAGAGAUAGUUUCCAAGAUGGAGAAUUCCAGGAUAGGUGUUGGAAAUGGAUUAUCUUUGAAAUCUCUUGAGGUUCUAUAAUUACAAUUGAUCAUUCUUUGUGACAUUUUUCUCUUUCAUAGGACAGAUGCUCACACCCUUGAAGUGGUCCUUGGGAAAAAAGAUCUCCUUAGGAAAGAGCAUUAUGAACAGAAGUUUGAUGUGGAAAAGAUAAUUGUACAUGGACACUAUGAAGAAAUUGAGGAUGUCCCAUACAAUGAUAUUGGCAAGUUGCUUACAAAUGUUCAAAUCACUGUCAGUGUGGUUACAAGAUGGAGAUAGUGGACAUUAGGCUCAAUAACUUUGAUGUGGGCUAAAUAUCAUGGAUAAAAUGAUUCUGACUUGAGUUAAGCAGUGGAACAAACAUUCAAAUUCCCCGAAGCUUCGGAAAAUAGGUUUAAUUAGUAUUUCCAUAAAAAUAUAUUCAAUUUCUACAUUUUGUAUAAAAAAGAAGUGGCAAGUCUUUCAGGGAUGCUUUUGCUCACUUAACAUUCCCAGGACAGAGAUACGAGUUGGAUGAGGUUGUGAGAAGCCUACAAAUACUUAGCUGUAUCUGUUUGAAAUCAGGGAAAAUAAUGCUUAAGUUUGAUAACAGAUCUGGUUGCUUCCUUAGCUAGCUUUGCAUGCUAUUGACCUAGAUUUAUUUCUGACAUAGGACUGGCAGAUCCAUGAUAUUUCCUUAACCCUUUCCCUACCUGCUGUCUGUCAGCUCAAAAUCACCCCCUUCUCCCAGAUAGUUUGUCACCUAUAGUAGAAGAGAGAUGUUAACUUAUCUUCUCCACCACAGGAAGAAAGCCAGCUGGAGAUGAUUUUCAGUGGACUUUGGGAAGGGAAAGGGGUCAAGCUGCCAACUCCUCUGCCAACCGUCCAAUUCCCAUUUUGGCUCCCACAGCUGCUUUUCGUAUUUAAAAACAACCAAGAGGAAGAAUCAGGGAACAUGUAUAGCUUGGUGACCCUAAGAUAGCAACAGAGAAAUGAAAACCAUUCUAUAAUUUCAAAUUAAGCAGUCUGUCAAGCAAGAGUAUUCAAAUAAGAAAGCUUGAGAAAAUGUUAUUUAUUACUUUCCUGAUACUGUUCAGAGUGAACAUGUCAUCAGCUUUAUUGCACAAAAUUGACUUCCAUUCGGCCCACAGCUUUGUUGAAGUUGAAACCAAUUGACGGCCACUGUGCAGUGGAAACAAGAUACGUCAAACGAGUGUGCUUGCCUGAUUCUACUUUUCCUGAUGACACAGAAUGCUAUAUAUCAGGUUGGGGAGAAACUGAAACAGGUAAGCUAUUGUUUAAUGGUGCAGUCCUUUAUGGUUAAUACAUUGACAAAAUCUAUAUUAAUUUUUGUAUUCCUCCUCCUCUCUUCCCAAUUUGGUCUUUAGUGAGAUCCCUCUGCUGCUGCAGGUAGGAGGGUCGUCGCUGUUUCCUAGAUGGACUAGAAUUACCACCCUCCUGUAGUCUGUGUUUUGCCAAGGUUGUCUCUCCAUAGUGGCUGGUUGGGCUCUGUUGCUGUCCUGGCUUCUCAGCACUAUGGGCCACUGUUGCUUACUGAGGUGGGCCAGCGUGAGAACAGGAUGCUUUACCUUUCCCAACACUGAGAGAUAUAGGAUGUCAGAGGAUGCUUCUCUAGUAUGAAGUCACAUACCUUCAGGUGUCCAUGUUUCUAGAAGGAUAUAGACAUCCACUUAAGCGUUUACACAUUUAAAUCAAAUGGAUGAUUAUACCUGGCUGUUCUCCCAAACUCCUGAUUAUAUUUGGCUGUUCUCCCAAAUUCUUGGCUGUAGAUAAGAUGACUAAUUGUCUGGCCAGGGAACAUGUUCAGGAAGACCAACCACCCCUCAUUAUUCCUGCAGAACAAUUCAAUCAGAGAAGAUACGCUACAGAUUAUGAAUAGCUAUACCAGGCAUUUUAAAAUCAAGCAAUUUUUGAAAACAAACUUUGUUAAAAAUUCAGAAUGUGCAAAUCUGUUUGGAGCUUUUAAAAAAUAAAAGAAGUAGUGGUAUUUAGGGCAAACCUCCCAUCAAAUUCCUUGUCCCUUUCUCUGUCAUAUGCCACUUAUCAUCUUAACUUCAUUCAAAGAAUCAAAUCAGAGUGAAUGAGUCUAUGUGCUUCCAGAUAAAGAUUCUGAGCCAUAUCUCGGAAAUAAACCCAGGAACUUUGACAGUAUUUUCCAGCCUAUUGGUUUGGAUAAGUUUUUGAUAAGCAGCAUCUGGAUUUCUGGAUGCAUAUUGAAACAGAACUGCCAAAUCUAUUCAAGUUCAGCUAAACCUCUGUGACAUACUGUGAGUUCCUUGGAAGGAGGAAAUUAUUCUUGUGCUUAAAAAUAAGAUAAUGAGACCUUUCUGAAAAAAAUGCAGUUUUUCACUUUUCACUUAAUGAGUUGCUGUAAAAUUGCAGGUGGACAAUGUGUCAAUCAUGUUCCCAAAAGUACCCUUAUGUUUUAUGAGCAAUAUAAUCCAAUAUGAAGUAUAUACAUCUUUUGAUAUAAUUCAUAUUGAAAGUAAGAAGCAUCUGGUAUGCAGAUUUGAUAGAUUAUGUGCUGAUGAUAUGAGUUAAUAAAACAUCAUUCUUCCAUGACACAGUCUCCUUUGCAAACUACCACAUUCACAGUCCACUGUCUAUGAAUGUUGCCCAAGAGUGAAUAGCUGAUCUGUUUUGAUGCCAGAAAUGACUCCAAUUUGAAAAACAUUUGCUUGUAUGCUGCCCUUUCCCUUAAAAAAUCUCACAACAACCCAUGACUUAGCUGAAGUAUAGAGCUAGUUUUAUGACCAAGACUUCCCAGGGAGCUUCAUAGCUGAGCAAAGGAUUGCAUUUACACACAUAAUUCAUACAAAUCCAUUGUGUCACAAAAGGCCCGGUCAACCAAUGAAGACAUUAGAAAUGCAAUUCAAAUUUGUCUUGCUAAUUUAAAAUUACGUUGUUAAACUCAACUGUGCAAAUAUGUGGCUAGAUCCAUGACUGGAAGGAGAGCUCUAUUCAUGGAAGGGCCCCUUCUGUUCACAGUGUGGUGUAGUAGUUAAGAGCGGUGGACUCGUAAUCUGGUGAACCAGGUUCGCGUCCCCGCUCCUCUACACGCAGCUGCUGGGUGACCUUGGGCUAGUCACACUUCUCUGAAGUCUCUCAGCCCCACUCACCUCACAGAGUGUUUGUUGUGGGGGAGGAAGGGAAAGGAGAUUGUUAGCCGCUUUGAGACUCCUUAGGGUAGUGAUAAAGUGGGAUAUCAAAGCCAAACUGUUCCUCUUCUUCUUUCUAUGAAUGAGAGCUCUUUAGGACACAUCCCUUUGCCUUAUGUCAGGGGUUCUCAAGUGACAUCUUCUGAUACAUGCCAAUUGAGACACUUUGGCUUCUUUUGAUUAAACCAGGAAACACUUGCAUGGCAUGUGCUAGCAAGAAAAUAUUUUGGGGAAUGGGUUGCAUGAAACAUCUCUGUUUCCAUAGAUAUUUCCAACCUUCUGCUUGAUGGCAUCAGUGUAUUUAUCUGCAAUGGUUGAUAUGUGUUUGUUUGCAAUGCAAAUCCUAAUCAUCAUAGCACACCACAUUUAAGUGAAUAAUGAUAGCAAAUAAUGUUCCCCAUUGAACAGCACAGAGAUCUCUCAGAUGCGGAGCUGAAUAAUUCUUCUGCAUAACAUGCAUAAUUGACUUAAUUGCGCAAGAUUUUAUGGCUCUAGCCACCACUUGUUUCAUUUGUGGAUCUAGUGGUAAUUCUCUCAAACCUGUUUCCUGUUUGUGACAUCUGCAACAGCAAACACACUAUUAAAGGUGGGCUAUGGAGAUAACUUGCAAGCCUAGCAAAGGGUCCCAAAAGAAGACAAAAUUAUAUCCAUGGAUCAAUACAUGGAAAUUAUUGAUGUAACGAUCCCAGAGUAAACAUAACAAAUGUCAGGAUUUGACUCAAACAGUUCUGAUUUAACACACCUUUGCAGUUGUAAAGUCUACAGGCCAGAAUCUUCCGAGGUCAGUCAACAUCUGGCAAAUACAACACAGUGUAGGUUUUUCAAAGGCAAAACACUAUUGAGAUGCCAAACUCCUAUGCAGCAGUAACAGAAAUUCACUGCCAAAAGCUGUUUUUAGCUUGAUAGCCUUCUUUGGGCUUGUUUAUUUCCUAACCCUGCUCUGCCAGAGUUGUGGCUUUCCCUUGCAGCAGAUGAUCAUAUCUUAGGCCCAGGUACAAUUCUAUUAUCCCAUAGAUUGAAAAGAAAGAUUUAGCAGAGGGAAGAAGGGAAGUUAACAGUUUCUUCAUUUUCCUGCAUCCUGUAGGUGAAUCAUCUCAUCAGCUGUUAGAUGCCAGAGUAAAGCUGAUUUCCCAGGUGCGGUGUAACGCACGAAGUGCACAUAAUAACAGACUGGAUGAAAGCAUGCUUUGUGCAGGAAAUCUUCAGAGAACAAGCGCUGAUACUUGUCAGGUCUGUUGCUUUUUCAGUAUUUGAACACUAAUUUCUCUUUUAACAAAAUGUAAAUAGGCUAUGCAGAGUAAUGUCUGGCAGGGUACUACAUAUGUAUCUGCUUCUUGUAUCAGAUACAUUACAACAACCUCCUUCCUUUCAACAUGAUGUGAGAGGCAUGUCCUUCAAACAAACAGCAGCUCUUCUGGUGACAGGCAAGCCUAUGGGAGAUGCAGAAGUUCAGCUGCAAACUUGGGAGUUUUGUCAUUUGAUAAGGCCUGUCCCAAUACAUCUUAGGUGCAUGAUCACGGCACCUCUCCUUUCCCCAAACCACCACGUUUAAUGUUCUUCAGGUUCUUUGUAUUGCUAGCCUAAAAUAUCUGUGGUACUGAAUAUGUGCUUUAUUUACUUAUUUUUUUUCCAUCCGACUUCUACCCUGCCUUAUCAAAUUAGCUCCAGGCAGUUUACAAGCAAAUCAUGCAAUCUACUAACGCUUGAAAAUAUCAAGAAAAUCAAAUACAUCUUCUGAGGUCUGGAGAAUUUAGCGGGGCAGCCACAGAAGGGUAUGUGUGUUGUCCUCUGAAGAGCAUAGCCAGAAGUGACCCUCCCAUUUUGUGAAUGAAUGGAAACUGGCUACAUCCGUCCAGGACUCCUUGAAACAUGAAAGGCCUACCACCACACGAAUAUAUCAUGCCGGAAAUUCCACUACUAAUAAAACGUGGGCUCUGCACCCCCAGGUGCCAUAGGAAGCAUUGAAUCUCCUUCUCCGAGGGCAUCAAAGGAGCCAUAAGGAGUGCCAGAUUCCCACUCCUGCCACCAAUGAAAUUUUAUGGCCCUUACUCUAUUGAUAUCAGAGCUCCAAGGUCAGUAGGGCUGGAAAUGGAGUGUGCCACAGGGCCUGCCACUGAAGAACUGGAUUUGCUUGACAUGCCCCCACAUCGUAGAUUAAACUAUGCCAGACCAUUUCUCUCCCAUCAUUUCUAAAGCAAACUGAAAAGAAUGGAGUUGACCAGUAUUCCUCCAUGCUCACUUUUGUCCUGCCGGCACUGGAUAAGGUAGAUGAACCACUUCUGUAUCCCUCAGCCAUCUUAGAACUGCAGCAUAAGUGCAAUGAAAUGGAGAAUCCAAGGCCACGGAUUUAAUAUCAUCAGUUCCAGAAAAGACCACCCAAUGCCUAGGUCCAUCACGGACAACUGCUCUCCACUUUUCCAAGGGCCACUUACUAUGCUGAGGACAAAACAGAAGAAGAAAAAUCUGGGCCAGGAGUCCAUCCAUCAGCUCCAGAAGAGACCUCAAGUUUGAGGUCUCCCUGGUUUAGGCAUUAAAUAAAAAAACUACUGUUGGUCUAUAUUUGGGGUUACUUAAUUAAAUGACCUAUUUUAUUUGUUGCUAGGGAGAUUCAGGAGGCCCUCUAACCUGCGUGAAAAAUGGCUCUUAUUAUGUCUAUGGAAUUGUGAGCUGGGGAGAACACUGUGGGUUAAGACAAAAACCUGGAGUCUAUACCCGUGUGAUAAGAUUUCACAACUGGAUUCGUGCAAAAAUUGAACGCGAGUCUAGCUUUGAUAUCUAGGAAAGCCCUUUGAAAAAGAAAUAAAGGUAAGCCUGAGACAUACUGAUAUACCUUCCUAUUAAUCUCGGAUAAGGAAGUUAGUUUUCCAAUUGUCUUUUUGGCAUUAAGGUUGAAAUCUUAUACACACCAUUUAACUCACUUCCUUCUUUGUAGAAAUGUGUGGGAUGAUUAUGCUUCCACCAGCCAUACACCAAGCUCCUCCUUGGAAUCUUCGUAAGGGAAGUUCUGGACUUUUGGGUCUAGGAGUAUACAAGUCAUGGGGGGUUUGUUACUACCGCUAUUAGUUUUAGGGUUGCCUUUGAAUAUUAAUUGGCCUGUGUGUUCAUAAGCUUUAUGCUUAAUUUCCUUUGACAUCUUUGAAUGAAUUCUUGAACUCUUUGCUGUAGUGAUGUUAAAUUUUGAAUUGUGUAUUAUGGUUACUGUACUACUGUAUUGAAUGUUCAUUUUGGUAAGCCUCUUUGAGCCACAAAUCUGUGGGAAAUGUGGUAUUUAAAUAAAUUGACUGUCUGCAAGACUAUAUUUUCUGAAUAGGAUUUUAAGCACCGAGAAUUGCUAGUUCCACUGGAUAAUUCAAAACAUGCCUUGUUUUAUUCAAAAUGCAAACCCUGACACCCUCUCUUAGGAUUUAGCGUAUUGGCUUAGCUUUCACCAGUUUAUUAUACAAUGGCAUGUGCAACCACAUAGCCUACACUUGGAACGAUAUGCCAUUUUUAAAAAAAAUAUUUGUUAUAUUUUUAUCCUCCAAUGUGUUCAGGAUAGCAGACCUAAUCCCUAUUCUAUCUUGAAAAAUGAGUCAGAUUUGUAGGCUGAAAUAUAGUGGCUAGCCCAAUAUACCUCAGGGGAGCUUAGCAGCUGAGUUAAGAGUUUGAAUCUGGAGCUUGCUUGUCCAAGUCCACCACUCUGUCUGCAAACGUUAUAUGCAACUUUCACAUCCCAUUCAUAGAAGCUCAAUCACACACUCAGGAACUCAUUCUCCUCCACUUACAAGGGCCUACACAAAGCCACACAUCAACAUUUCGCUUGCUCUUACAUGCUCACCCAUUCAAAGAUAAUAAACUUUAAAUUAUCAAGAGUCACAUAGACCACUUUAGAAUGCUCAAAGGAAUGCAGGAAAUAAAGGAAGGUUUCAUAAACCAAGAAAACCCUAUCAUUAAAAUACCAAAACAAAUUAUUUAUGGAAAGUGAUUCCUCUUAUUUAUUUUCAAUACAAAUAAUUUUAUUUCAACAAAUCAUGUUCAUUAAUUUUUAGUACAAAGUUGAGCCUGCCAGUCAUCUAGUACUAAUUUCAUUCGCUGUCAGAAAUAAAUACUACAUUUCAUAAUAACAUACACUUAAAAAUUACUUACAUGCAAAAAAAAAUAUAAGAACAAUAUUAAAUUAUUUGCAUAGGGUUUCACUGUUUUUUCUUUUAGCAAAUUCAACCACUUUGGUGCAGCCUAUGCUUGCGGGGGGGGGGGGGGCUCUACUUGCACAGCAAGCUGAAAAAAAUUAUGCAUUUUCUUAAGGCUGAUGUCUGUGUUUCAGUUCAUUCCUUGACAUCAUUUUUCUGCGCCUGACUUGCAAGAUCUCUGUGGCAUCAGGAUUGACUCUCACUUGUUGGGAUCCUUCUCCAGCUGCCUGAUCCUGCCAAUCAAAAUAGAUACUGAAUGUGAGCUACUUACGAAGACAAAUUUGCAGAAUUCCCAUUUAUUAAAAAGAAACAGUACUUUAUCGGGCAAAACAUUAAAGCUCUGCUAAUGCCAUCUUUCUGGGGGUUGGACAGGUUUGUUAGCUUCAACAUGGUCUUACUUCUAGGGAAGAUGCAACUUCUGGGUUACUCCAGCUUCCUCAUCCAAAUGCCUCUGUGAGUAUCAAAUGCUUCUUGUAGAUGCUUCAGAUCAGGUGUUGCUAAUGCAGCACCUGUGCGUGCACAUAUGUCCACAAAGGGCUUCUCAGUUACCUGCAAACUGCCCUUCCCCACUGAAAUUAGGCUUGGAAGAACCAUUGUAUUGAAGCCAAAAGGUUGUGGGUGUGAUGCAUCCCAUAGGCACUUAUCUAGCAGUAAGUCCCAUUAAACCUCUCAGGAGGAUUGUACAGGAUUGCACAGGAACUGACUUUGCAACAAGCACUAGACCUGCAAGCCUUAUUCACAUGUCAGAAUGAAGAUUUGUGUGAUGUAAAAACAUAAUGAAUUCUUCAACUAUUGCGUGAGUCUUGCUUUGCAACUAAAAUGUUGUAUGCCAGCUAAGUCUCGUCCCUCCAGCCAUGAUUCAACAGGCUGCCUUUUUUAAAGCUUGCAGGACCCUCUACAUGUCCUUUAUCCAUUAAUUUGUUGCCUUAUUUUUAGAGUGGAAAAAAAUAAAAUAAAAUUGGUGACAUCAGGG